CCAGAGUUUAAUAAAACGAUUUCCACCCUCUAAAGAAAAAAAAAACAUCUUUUUCAACGACACUCAUUUUAUUCUCGAUAGAAAAAAGGAGGGGUGUAAGAAAAAGGCUAUCUAGAAAAAAGUUGAAAAGACUGAUCUGAAAAGAAGUUGUGAACUGCUGGUUUAAGUGCAGAUGAUUCUUCAAAAAAUGUGACAUUCAAAAAAUUCAAGAAGGGAACUUUGAGAAACUCUUUUCUCCUUAUAACGUACAGAACAAGCUUCUCAUUGGAGAGUGUUCAUUUCAUGGAAAAAUUAUACUAUUUGGUUUUAUAUAUUUCAACCUUUGCUUGAAAAAAAACUAUCUCCGUCAAAAAAGUAAUUCUCCAAAUACAUAGAUUGCAUUUACGGCAAUUUGAAAGAAAAAAGAAAUAUAUGAACAUUCAGUAACAAUUAUAUAUUGAAAAAAAAAAGUUAACAAACCAAUAAAAUAAUGGGAAAAAAGAAAAGGCUUCAAAAUACAACUACUAGAAAAGAUAAUCAAACUGAUCAUGAUAAGUCUGUCAAAAAUAUUGAUGAAUCACUUUCUGUUGGAAAUAUACCAGAAACACACGGCAGUAGUUCUGAAAUUCCGUCAACAUCGUUUCAUGAAAACAGCAAGGAAACAGUUGAGGAGGAAAAAAGUGAAAGCAUAUUUCAUGUAAAGGGUGACACACAAGCCCCACCUGACUUUUCAAUUCUAUUUAAACAGUUUAAAAGCUUAGGUGUGAGCAAAAGAGAUAAGAAGAGACAAGCUGAGUCGGCUUACCAAUUAGAGUCUUAUGAUUAUGAGGAAAAGGACAUGCCAAGCUAUGACUCUGAAACAAGUGACGACUAUGACUCUGACUAUGAAAAUAGCUUUGACGAAGGUGUCAGGCCAAAUGAUUGCUUGGAUUAUGUUGACAAAACUGAGGAUCAAAAUACUAUAGAACUAUAUAGUGACGAUAGAACGGAAUUCAUAAUAAUAAAAAAUAAACAAGGCAAAAUGUACUAUUCGGGGGAACUUCAGUUGAAUAUUUUUGAUUCAAGCAGUAAAUUAUCUUUCGGGAGUAUUGGUAACGAGAACUUACUGCAAGUUGACUCUGUUGAUCAUGAUCAAUUUUUUGGGGGAAUGAAUAUUGUUGAGGGUGAUGAAUUAACUCUGGACAAUUCUUUUGAUUUUAAUAAGGGACUAUUUUUAGAAAGAGCCACAAUUACUUGCUGUAUUUAUGAUUUGCUUUUAUACAGAAGAAAUAUAGCUCGAAAAAGAUUUCUGAAAUUAUUGAAUGAUAGUUACAAAAACAUUUCAAAGGAUCUUGUUUGCGCAGAAGAUUUUUAUCAACUUCUGUUGUUGGAAAAAUCCCACAAUUUAUCAUUCGAAAAUCCAGAAACAUUACUUACCGAAAUAACUCAACAUGAACUUUUGUCGUCUAAGAUAAAACUUCAGGCAGGAAAUUUGAUUGAAGCAGAAAGAAAACUUUGCAAUAGGAAUCAGUUAUUUCCAAAAUUUAGAGAUUCAUCAGAUGUUAAUAUGCCUGAUUUAUUUAGAAGCUUGCAAAAGAUUUGUAAAACUGGAAUAGAAAGGCACAGACAAAAUUUAUUGGCUAAAUGUCCGAACACAAAUUUCAAUCUUGUAUGUCUUAUUAAAACUAUAAACCACCUACCACGAAGCAAAUUGCUCUAUAUCCAAGAAAAUGACAUCUCUUUGUUUACAGAAUUAAUUGAAUUAACGAGUGAAAAAAGUAAUUUAGGUAAUAAAAUGUUUCCAGUAACAUUUGUUGAAAAUGUAUGGAAUAAGUUUUACAAAAAAAUCGAAGAAUCAAACAGAAUUUCGCUAAAACUAUUUAUACCCAUAACAAAUGGUAUUUAUUAUUUCCUGUUAAAGAGUUUCCGAUGCGUGAUUGAAGAAAUAGUUGUUUGCAAGAAACAAACAUCAGCCAGUGAGUUGAUUUUUUUCAAAGAAGGGGAACUUUCCAUUGUUGACGCCAUUUCAUGGAGUUCUAGUAAACUUUAUCACGAAUCCCUCGAAAAACAAUAUCAAUUAAUAUUUAAUCUUGUGAAGCAUUUCGAACCCGGUUUUUAUACGUCAGAAAAUAAAUUUAGUUACACUUUUAAGUUGUUGAAAGAAAAGGACAUUUCGACACCUGGCAAUGAAAUAAGAUUUACAUGCAUCUCUGAAGAACGUCUUACCUGGCUGUAUAUUGUGGACUGUGCCCUUGCUCCUAUCUUAUGCGACAAGUCGAAUGCUCGUUUCAAGAAAUUGUCAUCAUCUGUGCUGGCCGGCUUUGUAAAUUUCAUUCAAGUGACUGAACAAGACCGUCAAGAAUCAUUUCGUGUCGCUACUCAAAACAUUAUAAAAUUCAUUUCCCAAACGUAUCCUUACUUCUCUGCAACCAGUUCUACCCUAACGGAUAUCGAUAGUAGUAUUUUAACUAGGCAAAUUGGCGUUAUAAAGGGUGUUCUUCGCUCUGACGAUGACGAUUCUCUGUUACACCACUUCUCUAACUUGCUGGAUAUAUACAACGAAUACUGGAAACACAGACGCUCAAUUGUUGGAAAACUUCCAAUACCUUGCAGUAUAUUUAAAUCUGAUGUGGAAUCCGUGAUGAAAAAACUGUUGGAAAUAGUUCAUAAAGCUUGUUUAAGAGAGUUCGGAGAAAUCUUCAUGAUUAAAUUUUUGAGAAUGUACAACGAAUUUUUGAAGCACUUAAAAGGAAUUAAUUUUACAUGGUUUAUUCCUAAGAUUUCAUAUUUUAAGGAGUUAGAUGGAAUUGUCGAGGAGGUGACGAGAGGCAACAUUACAGCGUACAAAAUUAAAGAACCUGAAAGAUUCAUUGAAAAACUCGAGAAAAAACAAGGAGAACCUCCUAAGCAUUUUGUGAUUGAAACGAUAAAAAAGUUAUUGGAUAUUAUAAUAUUGUUAUUUAAUAAAGCAGAUUGGAGUGAUGAAGAUUGCGUCAAAUCGGUGGGGGAUUUGUUACUCGCCAUUGGGCAUUCAUUUACUCAUUUCGAAGAUCAAACUGACUACACUGAUCUGGAACACUUCGUAAGAGACUGUACUCUACCAUUUCAAUGCGUCGUAGAAAACUGCAAAGAUUAUUCGGAUUUUAAAAAAUCUCUUGACAGCGUUGAGAAUUUCUACCUGAAUUCUCGCAAACAAAAUCAGAUUGGGAUACAGCAAGCUUUAAAGUUUUGCGAACGAGAGGUGAGUAGAGCAGCAGGAAAAAAUGAGUUUAAAAUAAAAAUGAACAGAAACAUACUAGAAGCCUGUUACAACCGUUAUACGAAAAAGAUGGCAUCUUUGGAAAAUUUAGAAAUCGCUGAAAUUUUGAAAGAGCUUAAGAAAGAACUUGGAAAAAUGCAAAAACUGCCUUUUCAAAAAUGGACUCCUAAAUUUAAACAAAACGUUCUACCUGUUUUAUUGGCUUACUUAGCUUCAGUUUGGUCUUUUCAAGAAUCCAAAGAUGUUGCAAUCAUAAAGAAAAGAAUAGAACCACAUUGUGUUCAAAUUUUGUGCAUACUGAGACUUUUGGGUGUUGACCACGAGGCUACUGGAGUGCCAAAACACUUUGCUCAGGUUUUAACAGGUCAAGGAAAAUCACUUAUUUUGGGUCUCAGUUCUGCUUUAAUAGCUUUGACAGGAAAUGAAGCAUUUGUAGUAUGCUACAGUGAGUUGUUAGCAAAGCGUGAUGAAAAAGAUUUCGAUACCUUUUUUUCUAUUUUUAGUCAAUUUGAUUUAAAGUCUAAAAUAAGUUAUAAUACUUUUGACGACAUGGCUCAAAAAACAUUGACUCGUAAGGAUAACGGAAUUGAAAGAUCAUUGAAUUCUAUUACAAAUGAUUUUGUUUUAAAUAAUCUUAAUUAUAAAGUAGUGGAUAAUAAUAACGAUUUUAAAAGAACGGUUCUUUUAAUUGAUGAGGCUGAUGUAUUUUUCUCAAAAGAUUUUUACGGUAAUACUUAUAAUCCUGUCGUAUUUUUAGAAAUGAAAGAGCUAUUAGAAAUUCAGCCGAAGAUUUGGAAAAUUGUUGAAAGUGGUAUUACUGAGAGAGACACGGUGGUGAGAAAAAUUAGGGAGUUUAUCAAUGAACGCAUAAAAUGUGAAAAGUACGGUGAGUUCGGUACGUUUUUAAAAAGUACCACUGAUCUGUUUGAAAAUAAUCUAAAAGAGAUGGUUGACGACGCAAUAUCCGUCUCGAAAAGCAGCGCAAAUAAAGUGAUUGACGAAACAUACAAAAUUAAUAAAGAUGGAUUCAUUUCUUACCGAGAUUCUUCUCUUAUUUACCAUACAAAUAUAUUCGUCCGAUAUAAGAACGUGUUCAAUUAUUUCAGAUUGAAAAAAAACAAUUAUGAACAUAAAAAUUAUAGCAAUUAUGGUUACUUGUCAGUGAAAAUGGGCUCCAUUUCUUACGCAAAUUUACCUUCGAGUUAUGAAAACAUCCUUGGUGUGAGUGGCACGCUAAUGACUCUAAAUGAAUCUGAAAGAAACGCAAUGAUUAAGUAUGGAAUUCAGACCAUGUCUGCAAUGCCAUCUUUCUACGGAGAGCGAAAACUAAUCUUCGAACCCUCGAAAGACGUUUAUAUUCUGGACACGCAAGACAGUUGGCUUUCUUUCGUAUUCGAUGCUGUUAAAAAUGUUCACCAUAAUCGCGCAGUCUUAGUUUUCGUCGAAACCGAUAUCGAAAUGCAAUUAUUCGCUGAGAAAUGUAAAAAUAAUAUCAACCGCCUCCACACGCUAACAGGAAAUGAAGAUUCUGAAACAUUUGAAUGGCGUGUAAACGAGGCAGGUAUUGCACACACUGUGACCCUCGCCACCAAAACCAUGGGUCGGGGAAUCGACUACAAGUCAAACGACCGCAGCGUGGAAGAAAAGGGAGGUAUUCAUGUCAUUCAAACGUUCUUUUCUUUGGAUGAAAAGGAAGAGAUACAGAUCAAAGGCAGAACAGCGCGGAAAGACAAUAAUGGUACUUACCAAUUGAUCUUAUGCAAGGAGCAUUUGAAAAGUUUGAAUUGUUCAGAUACCGAUGCUGGUAAACCAAUUAACACUUACGCCGAGCUGUGUGAUGCCAGAAAGAAAAUAGCCAGUGAUAAUGGUAAUGCUGUUGAAGAGCGCAUUGAAAGAUCCGGAAAGAAACACAAAAUGACUAUGGAAUAUUUCGAAUCCCUUGCUAAUUAUACUCCAGAAAAACGAAGCGCAAUUUUAUCUAAAUAUCCCUUUGUAGAGCAUAAUUAAUUUAUUGUUAUAAUCAGUAUUAAAUAUAACAAGAUCGUGUGUCCUGAUGUUUAGAAUAUGAUUGACCUAAUUGUCAUGCUACUCAUGUUUUUAAAAUUAAUAACAAGACUACUAGGUCAGAUAAUUUUACAAUGCUUAUUUCCAUUGUUUUAUUAAUUAUUUAUUUAAAUUAUUAUUUAAUGUUAUUUAUUAAGUUACAUGAAUUAAGUUAUUUUGUAAAUUGAGAUAAAUAUUGAAUAUAAUUUAUUUUAAUUUUUUCAAGUUUUAAUUUGAUCAAAUCUGUUAGAUUCUGAUUUGAUCCGUUAUUAUAGUUGAUAAAGUCCGAAUUGUUGUCAUUGUCCUUUUGACUUGUAUUACUAUACUUGUACUUUUAUUAUGCAUACAAUUUAAAUGUAUACACAUACAAUUA
Parasteatoda tepidariorum (common house spider) is the source of this 5633-nucleotide messenger RNA. RefSeq lists its product as uncharacterized. Gene Ontology annotation, molecular function: ATP binding. Gene Ontology annotation, cellular component: membrane. Gene Ontology annotation, biological process: intracellular protein transport; protein targeting; protein import. The record is from RefSeq and is a predicted model, not a curated record. NCBI's taxonomy places the organism in Eukaryota, Metazoa, Arthropoda, Arachnida, Araneae, Theridiidae.